CAGACGGGCGCAGAGGCACGGCGCCGACAUCCCCCGAGGCCCGAGGGCCCAGCCAUGAAGGCCCUGGGCGCGCACGUCGUAGACCUGCUCCGCGGCCCGCACCUCCUCCGCGCCGCCGUCCUAGCUUUCGCCGUUGCGGUCGCCUUCCUCGUCGGCUACCACUGGCCCAACGCCUACCCGCGCCUUGUCUUCUUCUCGUCCGCCUCCUCCUCGUUGGCGUCCAGGUCCUCCCGCUCUCCUGCCGUCGCGCUCUCCCCCAACUCCAACAUCUCCUUCGAACCGUCUCUGAUCCCUACCCCCACCACCCCGCCUGCUUCUCCUGCUCCCAAUGCCUGCCCCCCGCCCUCGCUACCACCACCGACUCCGGCGCCGCCGCCUCCCCUCCUGCCCCCUCCACCACCAGCGCGCCUCGGCAUCGUCGGCGAGGACGGCGCUAUGCAGGACGACUUCGACAUCGGGAGCGUCGGCGCCAACGACACCGAUCUGGCCAGCGACGAGACCGCGCCGCAGGAGCCUAGCAACGGAGGCGCCAGCGGCGGACCACCCAGGGUUCGGAUUGGGAGGUUCCUGGUCUGUCCCGAGAGCAUGAGGGAGUACAUACCCUGCCUCGACAACGAGGAGGAGAUCAAGCGGUUGCCCUCGACGGAGCGCGGGGAGCGGUUUGAGCGGCACUGCCCUGCCCAGGACAAGGGUCUCAGCUGCCUCGUGCCGGUGCCCAAGGGCUACAAGGCUCCCAUACCCUGGCCUCAGAGCAGAGACGAGGUCUGGUUUAGCAAUGUGCCUCACACAAGAUUGGUUGAUGACAAAGGAGGACAGAAUUGGAUCACCAAGGUCAAAGAUAAAUUCAGAUUUCCUGGAGGCGGAACUCAAUUCAUUCAUGGAGCAAAUCGAUACCUAGACCAGAUUUCCCAGAUGGUACCAAAUGUUGCAUUUGGAUCUCAUACUAGAGUUGUCCUGGAUGUUGGUUGUGGAGUAGCAAGUUUUGGUGCCUAUUUACUUUCACGUGAUGUCCUGACAUUGUCAAUAGCUCCAAAAGAUGUUCAUGAAAAUCAGAUACAGUUUGCUCUUGAGCGUGGUGUUCCUGCAAUGGUAGCAGCAUUUGCAACACGCCGGUUAUUAUAUCCAAGCCAAGCGUUUGAUAUGAUUCAUUGCUCACGCUGCCGAAUAAAUUGGACUCGUGAUGAUGGUAUCCUGCUCCUGGAGGUUAAUAGAUUACUUAGAGCUGGAGGCUACUUUGCUUGGGCAGCACAACCUGUUUAUAAGCAUGAACAGGCCCAACAAGAGGCAUGGAAAGAGAUGGAGGACCUCACUACCCGACUUUGUUGGGAGCUUGUGAAGAAAGAGGGAUAUAUUGCUAUGUGGAGGAAACCCUUAAAUAACUCUUGCUACAUGAACCGUGGUCCUGCAGUCAAACCUUCACUUUGUGAUGCUGAUGAUAACCCAGAUGUUGUCUGGUAUGUUAGUCUCAAAGCUUGUAUUAGUCGGCUUCCAGAGAAUGGCGAAGCACCACCUCCUGUUCAAUGGCCUGCACGCUUAAUGGAGCCACCAAAGAGGCUUCAGGGUGUUGAAAUGGAUGCCUACCCAUCAAAGAAUGAGAUUAUCAAAGCAGAAACGAAAUUUUGGGAGGACAUAAUUGAUGGUUAUAUCCAUGUCUUUAAGUGGAGGAAGUUCAAACUCCGAAAUGUAAUGGACAUGAGGGCUGGAUUUGGAGGGUUUGCAGCUGCAUUAAUUAGUCGGAAACUUGAUUGGUGGGUGAUGAAUGUUGUUCCUGUUAAUGAGCCAAAUGCACUGCCCGUAAUUUUGGAUCGGGGGCUUCUUGGAGUAGCUCAUGACUGGUGUAAUAUCUCUAGCAUCUUGCUGGAGAUGGACCGGAUACUCAGGCCAGGUGGUAAAGCAUAUAUUCGUGACCGGAGAGAAGUUAUACAGGAAAUCAAAGAAAUAACAAGCGCUAUGGGGUGGCGUGGUACUAUACGUGACACUGCCGAAGGCGCAUACGCCAGUAGGAAGGUUUUGAUGUGUGACAAGCCUAUGGUGCGUUAGGCGAUCAGGGGAAGGUUCGAUGACACCUUUGUGGCUAGUUUGGAAAUUCAAAUUCUCAGGGAUUUAAAGAGAUUUAGGAUUUGUUCGGUUUGAAUUGGAUUGAUGGGGAUUUUAGGGGAUUUAAUCCCCUUCUAUACAAAUUUGUAUAGGAGGGGAUUUAAUCCUCCCCAAUCCCAAAUCCCCUCCUAACCGAAUAAGACCUGAGAGGGAAAUGAACUCAAUCUCCCUCAAUCCACCCCUAACCGAAUAGGCCUGAGAGGAAAAUGAACUAAUUUCUCCUUCAAUUCUCUCCAAUCCCCGGAGAGGGGAUUUGAGUUUCCAAACUAGCCAUUGAAGUUUCGAAUUGCCAAGCAGGAGUAAAUUUUCAGGAACUUUUGGAACUGUCAAGAGCUGCUGUCGAGACUUUUGACUAACAUUUGUUCUGUAGAUAGGGUAGGUCAAGGUCUCAUUUGUAACUAUUUAUGUGAUCAUUCGUACAAUGAUGAUCAGUGUAAUUCCUGACAGUCAUUUUUUUGUUGUAGUCGUUAUUGAAAUCUUACAAAAGUGUAGGAGAUAAUUUAUCGGAAGAAUGGCCAUUUUUUACUCUAGGUGACA
Molecule: messenger RNA, 2634 nt
Organism: Zea mays
Lineage: Eukaryota; Viridiplantae; Streptophyta; Magnoliopsida; Poales; Poaceae
Exons: 8
Coding region: 55-2040 (661 amino acids)
Cellular component (GO): endosome; cytoplasm; trans-Golgi network
Molecular function (GO): methyltransferase activity
Source: RefSeq, a predicted model, not a curated record